UUGUUACCACUCCCCUCAAUUCCCCUGCCAGCUGUAGAGGACAGAGAAGGAAGUCUUGUCCAGGAUAUCCGUAAUGGCAUCCAUCGUGCGCCCCUCAGCUUUUGUGCUGGGAAGAAGCUUCCUUGCCAGUUCCACUCCCACCCGACAUACUGCUUUCUAUUCCACAUCUCGGGCGACCUCCUCAAUUGUUUCUCCUCUGGCAAUUGCUUCAACGCUGAAGCCGAGUCUCCUCCAGACGAGGCGAAGAGAUGCUGCGGUUAAGGUUGCUGGCUUCCAUGCGACCAGCCGGAGGGAUCUCUUACCCCCCCCAAACUAUUCAGGGAACAAUGAACGAUGCGGCUCCUAUCCCCCCUACAUCUCCAUCCCACGGCAGCUAUCACUGGACAUUUGAAAGAUCUGUCGCCGUGGCUCUCGUCCCCUUGACCAUUGCCCCUUUUGCCGGUGGAUCCGUUUACCCUGUUAUGGAUGCGGUGAUCUGCGGCACCCUUUUGAUGCACUCACACAUUGGUUUCCAGGCUUGCAUCAUAGAUUAUAUCCCCGCAUGGCGUAUGCCCAAGGCCAGGAAGGCAUUCGACUGGCUCCUGCGCAUCAUGACCCUGGUAACUGCAGUCGGAUUAUACGAGUUCGAAACGAAUGACAUUGGCAUGACUGAAGCUAUCAAGCGGAUUUGGAAAGCGUGAUCUUUCUUGUCUACUUUACCUUUUUCAACAUUGAUUAUCUUUCUCAUAUGUGUGCGUUUCGUUCUCAAAGGUAUUUUUGACGGGUUUCUUCUCUAGCUUUCCACAUCGGCGCUUUUUUUUGCCCAUAUUCUUCUUCCCCGCCGCUUUUCUUCACGU
This is a messenger RNA of Histoplasma capsulatum G186AR, 836 nucleotides long. Its product is annotated as succinate dehydrogenase cytochrome b small subunit. Gene Ontology annotation, biological process: mitochondrial electron transport, succinate to ubiquinone; tricarboxylic acid cycle. Gene Ontology annotation, molecular function: heme binding; ubiquinone binding. Lineage: Eukaryota; Fungi; Ascomycota; Eurotiomycetes; Onygenales; Ajellomycetaceae. The transcript is spliced from 5 exons. The coding region runs from base 249 to 680 and encodes 143 amino acids. The record is from RefSeq and is a predicted model, not a curated record. Gene Ontology annotation, cellular component: membrane; mitochondrial envelope.